Harpia harpyja (harpy eagle) is the source of this 771-nucleotide messenger RNA. RefSeq names its product sperm-associated antigen 4 protein-like. The transcript has 8 exons. Gene Ontology annotation, cellular component: meiotic nuclear membrane microtubule tethering complex; nuclear envelope. Gene Ontology annotation, biological process: nuclear envelope organization. The record is from RefSeq and is a predicted model, not a curated record. Gene Ontology annotation, molecular function: protein-membrane adaptor activity. The coding region runs from base 1 to 744 and encodes 247 amino acids. Lineage: Eukaryota; Metazoa; Chordata; Aves; Accipitriformes; Accipitridae.
AUGCGGGCCAAGGGACUGAUGGAGGAGCUGACGUGUGAGUCUGCAGCAGAAUGGAAGAUGCAGCGGCACUUGUGCGCUUUGUUGGCGGAGCAAAACCAGAAGAUGCAGCUUCUUCUGGAGGAGGUGGCUCAACUGAGGGCGGAGAUCAGCAGUGCCAAGAAGCGUUCCCAGGAAGGUCAGGAAGUGAACCAGGCAGCGUCCAAGACGGCUUUGGAAGUCUAUGUCGAGAUGUCUGACUGGGCCCUGAAAAGCUCUGGUGCCACCAUCGACAUGCAGAGAACUUCUGAGACCUACAACUGCAAAGAGAAUUGGGGCUGCAGGGUUUUAUGGUUCUUUCGCCCUGCCAACCCUCCUGAUACUAUCUUGCAGCCGGAUCUUUCCCCAGGAGACUGCUGGCCUUUACAAGGGCCUCAGGGCCAGGUGGUCAUCAGGUUGCCAGCACGAGUCCACCUGACCGCCGUCACGAUGCAGCACAUCUACAAAGAGGUCUCUCCAUCUGGGACCGUCACCAGCGCGCCCAGAGACGUCGCUGUCUUUGGAGUGGAUGCGGACGGAGAAGAGGAAACUCUCCUUGGGACGUUCACGUACAACGUGGAAAAAGAGGCCACUCAGACCUUCCCUCUGAAGGACGCGCCGCUUCCCAGAGCCUUUUCAUAUAUCAAACUUCUCGUGAAGAGCAACUGGGGAAACCCAGCGUACACCUGCAUUUAUCGAGUGCAGGUUCACGGGAAGAUGGCAAACUAGAAAGCCUCAGCCGCAACCCAAGAAGAA